This is a messenger RNA of Dermochelys coriacea (leatherback sea turtle), 1377 nucleotides long. RefSeq names its product PAXX non-homologous end joining factor (gene PAXX). The record is from RefSeq and is a predicted model, not a curated record. The transcript is spliced from 10 exons. Gene Ontology annotation, molecular function: molecular adaptor activity. Gene Ontology annotation, biological process: double-strand break repair via nonhomologous end joining. NCBI's taxonomy places the organism in Eukaryota, Metazoa, Chordata, Testudines, Dermochelyidae. Gene Ontology annotation, cellular component: site of double-strand break; nonhomologous end joining complex; nucleus. Bases 71 to 892 code for a protein of 273 amino acids.
CUGCCCUGGGGAGCUGCCCCCAGCCCCGCUAGGGCCGAGCCCUCAGCGCCCUGGGCCCCCCACCCCGGGGAUGGCCGAGCCGGCGGGGCCCUUUCACGCCCUGUGGCUCGGGGAUCAGCAGUUUCUGUGCUACUGCUCCGCGCAGGACAGCGGCGGCUUCAAUAUCUAUGUAACCAAUGCAUCUGAGAUGUGGAGUACAAAUUUCACCCUGGAGAAGUUGGAAGGACAUAAGGCCCAGAGUGGGAUGUGUCCUUCUGAAGAUUACAGCACAAAGUUCAGAGAAGCCUUUGAGCACAGAGCUGCUGCCUUGACAGUACAUGACAGCAAAGCCACCCUGCAGCUGAAGGAAGGUACCUGGAGCUUGACUUUUGAUCUAUUCAAGCUACCCUGCUCUGAAGCUAGGAAACAGUUGCAGGCACUGAUGUUUGGCUUAGUGGGGCAUGUCAGCAGCCUGGAGAAACGUCUUGAAGCUGCAGAGGAUGCUACCACUGUUGCUGCUGCUUCAUGCAGUCCAGAGAAGAACCUGCUCCAGAGCCAAAGGCUGUUGAUCCCAGACCUGAGUCCCAGGAAGAACAGGGGAGGUGGCUCAGCCAUGACAGCCAAGAGACGAGUCCCAGGAGAGUCUCUCAUUAACCCGGGAUUCAAAAGUGUGGCCAGGUGUCCGGUCAGAUGUAUUGACUGGACACCCAAAGUCCGGUUACCAUGGCAGGAGGUGCUGGGUCAUCAACCUGAACCAGCUCCUUCUCGGCUGUGGCCACCUCCUUCCUACCUGCAUCAUGGGCAGGCAGACCGCAGGCUGCAGCUCCCGUCCCUGCCCCAGAGCAGAGGGAGCCCAGCUGGUGGAGGAGGAAGUAAGAAGGCACCGACCGGGGUGGAUUUUGAAGACUCCUGACCCAGCCUGGACCCUCUGAUGUGCAUCUCCUUAAUGAAGCUUUUUAAUGACCUGUGCAAACUGUGGUGAUUUAGCGCCCUACCUAGGAACUUCCAGCCUCCUGCCACGCACCAUGUGUGAAUGCUGAGAGCCUUGCCCGGCCCUGUGCUCAACCACAUCGUGGGGAGUGGACGUGGCACUUGCAAUCUGAGGGCCAGGAACCCUCCACUACAACCAUGAGCCAUGCAGCCAGGGCGGGGAGCAGAACCUCCAACGGAGGCCAUGGCCUGAGCUCUGGGCAGAGUGGCUACCCUUCUCAAAAUGCAACCCAGGGGGUCGAGCCCAUGCCACCCAGCUGCUCUCUUCAGUCCCCCGCUGCUGGCAGGCCGUCUCCCUCGCUCCGCGCAAUGGGCUUGGCAUGAAUUAUGGUUUUAAUGACUUUUCCACCAAUGUUUUAACUCCACGCCGUGUGUCGGUAAUUUAUUCUAAAUAAACCCAUGACUCCA